This is a messenger RNA of Ziziphus jujuba (common jujube), 2456 nucleotides long. Its product is annotated as DNA replication licensing factor MCM7. The transcript has 15 exons. Gene Ontology annotation, cellular component: nucleus; MCM complex. Bases 134 to 2290 code for a protein of 718 amino acids. The record is from RefSeq and is a predicted model, not a curated record. Gene Ontology annotation, molecular function: single-stranded DNA binding; ATP binding; single-stranded DNA helicase activity. NCBI's taxonomy places the organism in Eukaryota, Viridiplantae, Streptophyta, Magnoliopsida, Rosales, Rhamnaceae. Gene Ontology annotation, biological process: DNA strand elongation involved in DNA replication; DNA replication initiation; double-strand break repair via break-induced replication.
UUGCCGCCAAAGCCAAAUCUGCCCCUCUUUCUCUCCAAACCCGCCCCGCCCCCUCCCCUCCCAUUUUAUUUCUACUUUCUGCCGCCUGUGCUUCUCUCUCUCUCUCUCUCUCUCUGUGCGCUAAGAAACCACCAUGAAAGACCUCGAUUACAAGAAAGAUAAAGAACUAGCCAAAGAAUUCCUUUCGAACUUUGCUAAUAUCGAUGGCGAUGCCAAAUACAUGGAAAUCCUUCAAGAAGUCGCGAACCACAAAAUCAGUGCAAUCCAGAUUGAUCUCGAGGACCUAAUUAAUUACCAGGACUUCGACGAAGACUUCCUCAUACGGGUUACAGAAAAUACUCGACGUUACAUUGGAAUUUUUGCAGAUGCGAUUGAUGAGCUCAUGCCGGAACCAACUGAGGCCUUCACGGAUGAUGACCAUGACAUAUUGAUGACUCAAAGGUCUGAUGAUGGACCGGAGAACAUGGACGGUUCUGAUCCUCAUCAGAAGAUGCCUUCGGAAAUCAAGCGCUACUUUGAGGUUUACAUAAGAGCAUCUUCAAAGGGACAGCCAUACACCAUUAGGGAGGUCAAAGCUUCAUAUAUUGGUCAGCUGGUGAAGAUAUCUGGGAUUGUGACACGGUGUUCAGAUGUUAAGCCAUUGAUGCAGGUUGCUGUAUACACAUGCGAAGAAUGUGGUUUUGAGAUUUACCAGGAAGUAACUGCUCGAGUCUUCAUGCCCUUGUUUCAGUGCCCAUCCAAGCGCUGUCUAACAAAUAGAACAAAGGGGAACCUUAUUCUUCAACUCAGAGCUUCAAAGUUUUUGAAGUUUCAGGAGGCCAAAAUUCAAGAGUUAGCCGAACAUGUUCCAAAAGGCCAUAUUCCAAGGACAAUGACUGUCCACUUUAGAGGAGAACUCACAAGAAAGGUAGCUCCAGGUGAUGUUGUUGAAUUAUCUGGGAUAUUUCUUCCCAUUCCUUACACUGGUUUUAGAGCAAUGCGUGCUGGCUUAGUUGCAGAUACUUACUUAGAGGCCAUGUCGGUCACACAUUUCAAGAAAAAAUAUGAAGAAUAUGAACUUAGAGGAGAUGAGGAAGAGCAGAUUGCACGUUUAGCCGAGGAUGGUGAUAUAUAUAAUAAGUUGGCACGAUCAUUGGCACCUGAAAUUUAUGGACAUGAAGAUAUUAAAAAGGCUCUGCUUCUUCUCCUUGUGGGUGCUCCUCACAAGAAGCUGAAAGAUGGGAUGAAGAUAAGAGGAGAUUUACAUAUUUGUUUGAUGGGUGACCCUGGAGUUGCAAAGAGUCAGCUUCUUAAACACAUAAUCAAUGUAGCGCCCAGAGGAGUGUAUACUACUGGCAGAGGAAGCAGUGGAGUUGGUCUAACUGCUGCUGUUCAGAAAGAUCCAGUCACGAAUGAGAUGGUCCUAGAAGGUGGAGCAUUGGUGCUAGCAGAUAUGGGAAUUUGUGCUAUUGAUGAGUUUGACAAGAUGGAUGAAUCAGAUCGUACAGCAAUACAUGAAGUUAUGGAGCAGCAAACUGUCAGCAUUGCCAAGGCUGGGAUCACUACAUCCCUGAAUGCAAGAACUGCUGUUCUUGCUGCUGCUAAUCCAGCAUGGGGGAGAUAUGACCUACGGAGAACUCCAGCUGAAAACAUUAAUCUUCCUCCAGCACUUCUAUCAAGAUUUGAUCUUCUAUGGUUGAUCCUGGAUCGAGCUGAUAUGGAUAGCGAUCUUGAGAUGGCUAGGCAUGUUGUUUAUGUCCACCAGAAAAGGGAAUCUCCUGCUCUUGGUUUCAAGCCCCUUGAGCCAUCUGUGCUUCGUGCAUAUAUUUCAGCUGCAAGAAGAUUGUCUCCUUCCGUUCCUAGGGAACUUGAGGAGUAUAUUGCAAGUGCGUACUCCGGCAUUCGACAAGAAGAAGCUAAAUCCAAUACUCCUCAUUCUUAUACGACUGUCAGAACUCUGCUCAGCAUUCUUCGGAUAUCAUCUGCACUUGCAAGACUCCGAUUCUCUACAACUGUGGCUCAGAGUGAUGUGGACGAGGCACUUAGAUUAAUGCAGAUGUCGAAGUUCUCUUUGUAUUCUGAUGAGCGUCAGAAAUCUGGUCUGGAUGCUAUUUCAGAUAUCUACUCAAUUUUGCGAGAUGAAGCUGCUAGAGCUAACAAGAUGGAUGUGAGCUAUGCCCAUGCGCUGAAUUGGAUUUCCAGGAAGGGAUACAGUGAAGCCCAACUGAAAGAAUGUCUGGAGGAAUAUGCAGCGCUGAAUGUGUGGCAGAUACAUCCCCAUACUUUUGACAUCCGAUUUAUCGAUGCCUGAUGAUAUUUCUUGUCCUGUGGCAGUUCCAUGCCCCUUCAAAGAUUAUGUAGAUUGUACUAAUUGCGUUUUAUUUAUUUUCCUUAGGCACUGAUGUUUAGUGUUAGCAUCUGUAUUAUAUAUUUUUAACUGGAACUAUUUUUAACUUAAAAUAUGUUGACUUUGCCUU